UUUCAGUUUCGUUAAUUUCGCAGACGGAAAACGAUUUUUUUCAAUGUAGUUCAAUAGAAGCACGUUUACUUGGAUAUGGUAUAAUGAAUACAAGGCGAGUACUCUACAGCCUGGUUGCUGUCACACUGAUACCGAUGGUUCACGGCAUAGAUAUGUUACCGGCAAGUAACCAUUAUAAUGCAGAUGUGGGACGAACAAGUCCUUAUGUUUCACAGCAGCGCCCUCAGUACAAUAACAAUGGUGGCGACUACAGUAAUCGUCUUUCAGGCCUCGGAAACAGUGUUCUGACUAAUGGUCAAUUGGCGAGUGUUAACCAUUUACCAUUUGAUAACCAAGACAUGGCCACUGAGCGCUCACCAGCUGAUACCAAUGGUCAAGGCACGGGUGGUGACUUCUCACAAUUUGAUACUGAUAAAAUUUAUCAAAUGCUGGACAGAAAUCUGGAAUUUGAGUUAAAUGAAGAGAGGGCGCUUCGUACAAGUUUACACAACCGCGUCAUCAAGCGUCAAUCAAACAAACCUCACGCUGGAGUUCUAAAAAUCCACGACUCUGACUUGACUGGUCAGCAAGACGAAGUGACAAAUCAUAAUGGAGAUAACGACGUGGUAACCACGUGGUCUGAAUGGACGAGGUGUAACGUCACAUGUGGUGCGGGGUAUAUGUGGAGAACACGCAGCUGUUCACAGCCUUCUCGUUGCCCCAACUCAGCAUCAGAAAGCAGGUUAUGUCACGUGGUAAAUUGCUACGCAGAGUCUUCAGUUGAUUACAUUGUAGUUGUGGUCGUUCUCAGUGUUUUCGUCGCAGCAGGCAUGAUUGCAAUGAGUCUAUUUCUCCUCACCAGAACCAAGAAGGGUGAUUAUAUAGACUUAACCAGUGACGUAACAGUCAAACGUAACCCAAGAGAUCCCUGUCCUCCCAGACCAGUCCCUACAAAGAGCAAGGAUAAAGUAAGCGAAGAAGGCAUUUAUCAGACUAUCGGUAGUGCUCAGGGCAGCAAAGACGAUGUGUAUCAGACGAUCAGCAGUUGCCGUGACGUCGAAGAAGGCAUAUAUAUUGACCCAAUGCAAGUUCAGGGACCAACACUAAGAAGAGAGAGUCAACCAGAUUACCCAGCACCGCUUGCUCCGGGUGCAAAAAGUUACAGGGAUGAUGACGAUCUGUAUGAAGUUCCCAUAACAACACGGAACACACAAGAAGAGGAAAAUCCAUACAUGGAAUUUGACAGCUAGAGCUGACUAGCCAUAGGGUCAUUGACCUCAAUUUAUUAG
Messenger RNA from Saccoglossus kowalevskii, 1268 nucleotides. RefSeq lists its product as uncharacterized. The record is from RefSeq and is a predicted model, not a curated record. Lineage: Eukaryota; Metazoa; Hemichordata; Enteropneusta; Harrimaniidae.